AUGACAACAUUAUCUGCCAAUGAAUCGGUAGCUUUUUUGCCUUUUGAAUUUGCAAACUUAACAAAAUUGACCCAAAAGUCUAAAUUGCAAUUCUUCACUUUUGCUUAUACUUGUUUGCUUAUCACGAGAACGACGGAGCCUUCUGCCAACGACGCCUCCGCCUCUGGCCAUCGAUGUCUCCACCUUUGGCUGACGACGUCUCCAUCGCCGGUCUCCGGUCGACGACACAUACGAAGUCUCCUAAUCCGGACUACAACUGCUUCCGCCUCCUCCUUCUUUCACAUUGUUUUGGCCUCCGCCUUCGGCCAACGACGCCUCCACCGCUGGUCUCCGGUCGAAAACACAUACGAAGUCUCCUACUCCGGCCUACAGCUGCUUCCGCCUCCUCCUUCUUUCACAUUGUUUACAGGUAUGAGGUUAUACAUCAGAAAUUUACCAUUACAUAUAGAUGAGGUACUAGUGCAAACAACCAAGAGUAGGAGGAUCUAUAUGGUAGAAAGAAAAACCAGAAAAAGAAGUGUUGGUAAACCCAGAACGAAACAUCUUGAAGCAAGGCAUACAAUGGAUCGUCCAGAAAAUUGGAAUGGUGAUCCAUGUGUUCCACAGCAUCCAUGGAGUGGAAUUGGCUGAUUAAUAAGGAUAGAAUGCAAAGCCAGAAUGGGCUGGAAGGAAUGGGGAUGUGAGACAUCAAGUGCGGUUGUAUAUUGAUGUAUUAGAUGUGUAUAUAAGGUGUAUUAGAUAAUACUUGAGACAUCAAGUACGGUUGUUUAUUGGUGUAUUAGAUGUGUACAUAUGGCGUAUUAGAUGAUACUUGAGACAUCAAGUACGGUUGUUUAUUGGUGUAUUAGAUGUGUAUAUAUGGCGUACUAGAUGAUUGUAUGAGAUGGUAUAUGAUACAUAUAAUACGGUUAAAUAGCUGUACUUUAUUAUGCAUGUAAUCUAAUACACCCCUCUACUAAUACGCCUGCUAUGUAAGUACUAUAUUCAUAAUUUCAACCGUACUCUAUUAACCUUUUUCUA
Messenger RNA from Lactuca sativa (garden lettuce), 1020 nucleotides. NCBI's taxonomy places the organism in Eukaryota, Viridiplantae, Streptophyta, Magnoliopsida, Asterales, Asteraceae. The record is from RefSeq and is a predicted model, not a curated record.